UGGUAGACACGUUGCUGGGAUAAAUUGACCGGUGGAGGGAGAAAACAUUACACUCUGAACUAAAACUAUUAUCAUGACUAUGACUAAAGCAAGCCUUUUUACAAGAGUUAGUACAGCAGUUACGUACGGGAUUUGCUCUUUUCUUAUCGUAGUAGUCAACAAAAAUGUCCUUACAACUUACAAGUUUCCAUCAUUCCAGUUUCUUGGAAUUGGUCAAAUGUUUGCUACAGUUGUAGUACUCUAUAUUGCUAGAUUCUUUGGUUACAUAAAAUUUCCCAAGUACGCUAGUUCAACAUUUUUAAAGGUUUGGCCUUUACCUCUUAUUUAUGUUUUAAACCUCUUAUUUGGCCUUGGAAGUACCAAAAGAUUAAAUUUGCCAAUGUUCACAGUCCUAAGAAGAUUCUCUAUCCUUUUUACUAUGAUUGGAGAGUAUAUAUUAUUAAACCAUAAAGCAAAUGCAAGAGUUCAGUUCACGGUGUUCAUGAUGAUUGCUGGAGCACUUAUUGCAGCAAGUGAUGAUCUGGCUUUUGAUCUCAUUGGCUACAUUUAUAUUCUUCUAAAUGAUAUCUUUACUGCUGCUAAUGGAGUUUAUGUCAAGAAAAAGCUUGAUUCUGAGGACCUUGGCAAGUAUGGUUUGAUGUAUUAUAAUGCUCUAUUCAUGAUUGGGCCUGCUGUUCUUAUAGCAUACUGGACUGGAGAACUAGACAAGGUGGUAGAGUAUGAUAAUUGGAAAAGCCCAGCAUUUCUGUCACAGUUUUGCUUAUCUUGUUUUAUGGGAUUCAUCUUGAUGUAUUCAGUUGUGAUGUGUACGCAGGCUAAUUCUGCCCUUACCACCACUAUAGUAGGAUGUUUGAAGAAUAUCUUAGUGACAUAUUUAGGGAUGGUGAUAGGUGGUGACUAUGUAUUUAGUCUGACCAACUUCAUUGGGCUGAAUAUCAGUGUUUCUGGCAGUAUAAUCUAUUCCUACAUCACAUUCAUGGAGAAACAGAAAAUACCAGGUUCGAAUGCACCCCCUCCCCCCAAGGGGAAGAAAGUUGAAGUUUGAUCACCUGACAAGGACAAGUGCACUACUCUGCAAUGCACAAGUUGCCAGUCCAAAGACACUAAAAAUUCAACAUGGUUCAUCAAGAUCAACAAAGAUGCAGGGAUGAUAAGCAGGGACUCAUAUCAAACACCAUAAAUAAGGUACAAUUAUUAUUGGAGUGGAAUAACAAGGUGAUCACAAAGACUAGGAAAGUUUCUUAGAGUUUUAACAAGAGUUAAUGUCAUGUGCUUGCAUGGUUGGGUGAAUGUGUAGAAACUAUUCAACCAACAAGUUUAGGUAAAUAUAAUAUCUAAGAGGUAUUUUAUUAUUAUUAUUAUCAAGAAUGGUAUUGAAUAUUGGAAAUAUCACUAUCCCUUUGAA
Messenger RNA from Actinia tenebrosa (Australian red waratah sea anemone), 1405 nucleotides. RefSeq names its product nucleotide sugar transporter SLC35D2. Lineage: Eukaryota; Metazoa; Cnidaria; Anthozoa; Actiniaria; Actiniidae. The record is from RefSeq and is a predicted model, not a curated record.